AUGUCUGCUCUGAGCGAUCAGCUCCAGGUCCGUUCACCGGACCCUCAGGGUCUCUUAGGGCUGAGUGGCUGUAACCUGUCAGAGAGAAGCUGUGCAGCUCUGUCCUCAGUCCUCAGCUCCCAGUCCUCUAGUACAGUAACACCCUUUAAUACCUGCUGUCUCUCAUCAGACUCCUGUGGACUCUCUCUGGACUCAGACACAGCAAACAGGAACCUCAGACUGUCUGACAACAACAGGACGGUGACACGAGUGAGAGAGGAGCAGCCAUAUCCUGAUCAUCCAGAGAGGUUUGACCUCUGUCCUCAGCUGAUGUGUAGAGAAGCUCUGACUGGUCGCUGUUACUGGGAGGUCGAGUGGAGAGGAGGGGUUUCUAUAUCAGUGACUUACAGAGGAACCAGCAGGAGAGGAGAGAGUGAGGACUGUUGGUUUGGAUGGAAUGAUCAGUCCUGGAAUCUGAACUGCUCUGGUGAUAGUUACUAUGUCAGGCACAAUAAGAGAGAAACACGCACCUCUUCCUCCUCCUCCUCCUUCUUCUCCUCCUCCUCUGGUAGAGUAGCAGUGUAUCUGGAUCAUCCUGCUGGCUCUCUCUCCUUCUACAGAGUCUCCUCUGACACACUGAUCUACCUCCACACCUUCAGAACCACAUUCACUGAACCGCUCAAUGCUGGGUUUUGGAUUGGGUCUGGUUCCUCAGUGUCUCUGUGUCCUCUGCAGGAGUGA
Messenger RNA from Eleginops maclovinus (Patagonian blennie), 720 nucleotides. Its product is annotated as stonustoxin subunit beta-like. Gene Ontology annotation, molecular function: protein binding. Lineage: Eukaryota; Metazoa; Chordata; Actinopteri; Perciformes; Eleginopidae. The record is from RefSeq and is a predicted model, not a curated record. Bases 1 to 720 code for a protein of 239 amino acids. The transcript is spliced from 3 exons.